Molecule: messenger RNA, 2281 nt
Organism: Microcebus murinus (gray mouse lemur)
Lineage: Eukaryota; Metazoa; Chordata; Mammalia; Primates; Cheirogaleidae
Gene: DIPK1B
Product: divergent protein kinase domain 1B
Source: RefSeq, a predicted model, not a curated record
AUGUCCCUGGGGUUGCCAGGCCCCCCAGAGGAGGGGGAGCACCCGAGUGUGGGGGGGGGAACGGGCUCAGGAGGCGGGGACCAGGCCGCCAUUGCUCAGCUACGGUCCCUGCUGGGCGGGGCAGCUGUGGUGCAGCAAGCCCGAGUUCAGAUCCUGCGCUGCCCGUCGGACACCCUGACGCCCACCUCCCCGCCUGCCGAACCCCAGGGCCAGGCAGGUGGCUGGGAGCGUUUGCGUCUCCCUGCUGGCCAGCAGUCGUGGAGGCGGCAGCCGAUGAGCCUUAGUCCCAGAACCUUCACUCAUAGUGAGCAAAUGGCCCUGAGCCCCCAGCACCCUGGAACCCCCAUGAAGCAGGCUGCAACUGAGUAUGGAGGGGACGGGAGCGGCCGAGAGCCGCUGCCCCACCAGCCACACUGGUCAGCAGGCCCAGGCCAGGAGCCCUCGGUCACAGAGGCAAGCGAAAUGGAACCCGUGUCCACACGACACCUGCGCACGAAAGCGGAUGGAGGCGACUCGCGUGUCGCCCAGCGCCAGCCGCCAAACCAGUGGCCUCGGCAGUCGGCAGUCCGCCGCGGUCGGCCGUCAGAAAGCGCGCGCCUCGCCUUUAACGCGGGCCGGGGCGCGCGGCCCGCAUGCGAGGCGGCGGCGGCCGUAGCGGGCCGGCCGGGCCGGCGGGGGCUGAGGCCGAGCAAGGCGCGGGCCCGCGCCCCGCCGGCCCCACAAACGCGGCUGCGGCGCCUGGCGCACCUCGUGCUCUUCUGCCCCUUCUCCAAGGGCCUGCAGGGGCGGCUCCCGGGCCUCAGGGUCAAGUCCGUGUUCCUGGUUUGGCUGGGCGUCUUCGCGGGCAGCUGGAUGCUCUACCUGCACUACUCAUCCUACUCAGAGCUGUGUCGCGGCCGCGUCUGCCAGGUGGUCAUCUGUGACCAGUACCGCAAAGGCAUCAUCUCAGGCUCCAUCUGCCAGGACCUGUGCGAGCUGCACAAGGUGGAGUGGAGGACCUGCCUGUCAUCGGCCCCGGGCCAGCAGGUGUACAGCGGGCUCUGGAGGGACAAGGAUGUGACCAUCAAGUGUGGCAUUGAGGAGGCCCUCGACUCUAAGGCCCAGCCGGACAUGCCCCCCCGACGGGAGCUGGUGCUGUUCGACAAGCCCACCCGGGGCACCUCGAUCAAGGAAUUCCGGGAGAUGACUCUCAGCUUCCUCAAGGCGAACCUGGGAGACCUGCCCUCACUGCCCGCGCUGGUUGGCCAGGUGCUGCUCAUGGCUGACUUCAACAAGGACAGCCGGGUGUCCCUGGCCGAAGCCAAGUCCGUGUGGGCCCUGCUGCAGCGCAACGAGUUCCUGCUGCUGCUGUCCCUGCAGGAGAAGGAGCACGCCUCCCGGCUGCUGGGCUACUGCGGGGACCUCUACCUCACCGAGGGCAUCCCGCACGGGCCCUGGCACGUGGCCGCGCUGCCGCCCCUGCUGCGCCCGCUGCUGCCGCCCGCCCUGCACAGUGCCCUCCAGCAGUGGCUGGGGCCCGCGUGGCCCUGGCGGGCCAAGAUCGCCAUCGGCCUGCUGGAGUUCGUGGAGGAGCUCUUCCACGGCUCCUACGGAACCUUCUACAUGUGUGAGACCACGCUGGCCAACGUGGGCUACACGGCCACCUACGACUUCAAGAUGGCCGACCUGCAGCAGGUGGCGCCGGAGGCUGCCGUGCGCCGCUUCCUUCAGGGCCGCCGCUGCGAGCACAGCUCGGACUGCACCUACGGGCGCGACUGCAGGGCCCCUUGCGACAGGCUCAUGAGGCAGUGCAAGGGCGACCUCAUCCAGCCCAACCUGGCCAAGGUGUGCGAGCUGCUGCGGGACUACCUGCUGCCUGGCGCCCCCGCCGACCUCCGCGAGGAGCUGGGCUCGCAGCUGCGGACCUGCACCACGCUGAGCGGACUGGCCAGCCAGGUGGAGGCCCACCACUCGCUGGUGCUCAGCCACCUCAAGACACUGCUCUGGAAGAAGAUCUCCAACACCAAGUACUCCUAACACCACCGGCUCGCCUCCUGGCCAUCCUGGGGGGCCGGCCCGGCAGCUGCCUCUCCUCCCCUCCCUCAAGCAACCCAUCACAGAACCGUCCCACAGCAUCAGGGCUCCCUGGAUUCCAGCAGCCCACAGAUGGGACCCUCUGAGCUCAGAGGAAAGGCUGAACACGGAGGGCAGGAGCCUGGAGCUGACCCAAGGGGGACCCGCCCGGGCCCAGAUGGGCUUUGUCACUCUGAAGAAAUCUUGUAAAUAAAUAGCUUUUAUGUGA